Molecule: messenger RNA, 387 nt
Organism: Funneliformis caledonium
Lineage: Eukaryota; Fungi; Glomeromycota; Glomeromycetes; Glomerales; Glomeraceae
Source: the annotation of a GenBank genome assembly
AUGUACGCAAUAAAACCAUUGGAUAAUAGUGUUGCAGUUAUAACCAUGACGUUUGCUAGAGCGUUUGCAGGGGUAUUAAUGGACCAUGAUAAUUCAAUCGUAAUCAUUUCGUUAAAUUAUGUUCCCUGCGUACCUAAGCUACGUCCUCCAAAGUUGUACACGCUUCCUGAAUUAUCUAUGAUACUACUUAUGGCUCGACGUCUUUUGGGUGAAACUCCUUUAAUGUUCAAGUCCCAAAGUCACACGAAUUGCAUCGAAACCACCCAGUUUGCCAUUGAUUUGUCUGCAAUGCCCACAUGUCUUAGAAGUGAACUCCUCGGUGCACUCGAUGACCUUGCAAUACUUGUACUCUCUUAUUAUGUGCAAAAGAAACAUUCUAAACUCUAA